AUGGGCCCUGGAGACCAAAGCGUCUACGUACUGCCGGCUAUCACUGGCCGGUGUUUAGAGGUCCUCCCAAGGCCUAUCAAGCUUCAGCGGUCUCUCCGGGGACGCCUGAGCCGCAGCCGGCCUGUAGCGAAGACCUGCUUCUCCAAGGACGAGGAUGCGCCGAAGAGUGAGGUCGACCUCGAGGUCCCGGACGCUUCCCCAAUCCAACGAUCAGCAUCAUCCGUGCUGCCGCUCACAGACUCCUGGAGCACUCCAUCGCUCAGCGAGUCUUCCGAGCGCACGCCCUCGCUUAGACCUUUCUCGGCCUCGAGCCACCGCGACGUCCACGGGACGCGGCAUUUGGGCCCGUUGGAGGCAGCGGGCGAAGACAGGCUUGCCAUGAGCGCCAAAGAUGCCAAACGUCGGCGAAGAGUCCGCAGGGCGACCACGAAGACCGUGGAGCGAUCAGCGGACACCAAGACGAGUUCUGUUCGCGAAGCGAAGCUCAAACUUUUUUACGUCGUCCAGUUCGGGAACAAUUCUGGUCUUAUUCGGGACCUCUUAAAGCAUCGAAGAAUUUGGUUUCCAGGCCCUGGUGAUCCCGGCUACUUGGGCCGGCGGCAGGAGGCACCCUGUACCAUGAAGCUCGAGACUGCAGCAGAUGCUCCAGAGAUACAGCUGUUGUGGUCGCAGUACGUGGUUCGAGACUUCCUCAACGCCAUGGCCGAGGAACAGGAAGGUUGGAUUGUGAGCUACAACGAUGAGACGAAGAUCCGGCUGGAGAGGCGCGAGACGGCUGCAGGGCCCGUGGGCGUCCGAGCACACAACCACUUCGAAAAGAAUGCCCUCAUCAGCUCCAAGGCCGGCCUGCGGGAAACGAUGGUAGGCUACUACACGAGCCACAGCCGCGACCCGUUCGGUGCCAUCCCGAUGACCUUUGUGGUGCGCACAGGCUCUGGCGACCCAGAAUUUGUGCGAUGGCUUGAAAGCUUUGAGGAGCUCAGAGCCAGGAAGGAAAGUGUGUGGCUGGUGAAGCCUGGGGACAAGGCAAAUCAGGGCAAGGGCAUCGUCAUUUGCGACAGCGUGGAGGAGGUCAGGGAUGCCAUUGAUAGCAAGAGCCGGUCCUGGGUCAUCCAGAAGUACAUCGAGAAGCCAUUCUUGAUCCAUAAGCGGAAAUUCGACAUCCGAUCAUAUUGCCUCCUGGCCCAGGAUCCUGAAGGCGUGUUGCAUGGCUACUUCUACAGACAGGCAUACCUCCGCACCACCAGCAGCAACUUCACCUUGGCAACCAAAGACCGCUUCGUCCAUCUGAACAACGACGCAGUUCAGAAGCAUGGCGACAGCUAUGGCAAGUUUGAGGCUGCCAACAAGAUGUCACUGUCUGAGUUUCAAAGCUACCUCGAUGCUCAUCAUGGGCGUGAUUGCUUGAGCAUUCACAGCGGUCUCCUUCCGCAGAUGAAGGCUCUGAUGGCGGACACGCUUCGUGCUGUUGGCCCCAAGAUCAAUCCGCGUGGCAUCCAGCACUGCUUCGAGGUCUUUGGCUUUGACUUCAUGGUUGACGAACACUUUCGCGUCUGGCUCAUCGAGGUUAACACCAACCCGAGCCUGGACCCUUGCUGCAGCCUUCUGCUAUCGAUGAUCCCCAAGAUGCUGGACGAGGCCCUUAGCCUCUCCUUGGACAAAAUCUUCGGGGACGCGAAAGCUGCGGGUCACACUGCGUGGGAGUCGAUCUACAACUCCGAAGAACGGGUGGAGGAGGCUGGCAGCGGUGGGACGCUCUCAGAGCGGACCUUGGCCAUGAUCAAACGCGCCCUUGGCCUUUUCGCCGGUGGGGAGGGCGCUGCAGAGGAAGAUGACGACUCCGAUGACGCUGUUUCCCGAAUCUUGGUCUGUGCAGACCUGGACUCCCACACGGAGGACAGCGAAGGCAGCAGUGACAAUGACUCCGACGACGAUCCGCCCGUGCCAGAUGCAGAGGAGAUUGCCAGACAAGCCGGAAGCCUCACCAUCCAUGGUCAACACGAGGAGACGUUUCGAGGGCAAUACCACUGCCAGCUGUGCCCUGAUAAAAUCCUGCUCACCGAAAAGCAGCUGGAGGUCCACCUGCAGAGUGGUGCCCACAAGCGAAAAGAGCGUCACUUCGAACGGGCCAAGGCCAUGGGCUUGGAGGCCUACGAGGCAGAGUGUCUCGAGAAAGCGGCCGCUCGAGAAGCUCAGGCCGCUGCUCAGAGUGCUGGCGUCCUGUCCAAGAAGAAGCAGAAAAACGCGCACUUCUGGAAGCAGCGGAAGGAGCGCCGGCUGCAGGCACGCAAAGCAGGCAGCCUCAAGGGACCUGCCAAAGCCGUACUCUCUGACAGAAUCGAACAUUGUGCUGAGUGUAAGGGCGCAAGUGUCAAAGACUGA
Messenger RNA from Symbiodinium sp. CCMP2592, 2382 nucleotides. The record is from the annotation of a GenBank genome assembly. Lineage: Eukaryota; Dinophyceae; Suessiales; Symbiodiniaceae.